AUGAACGUCCCGCCCAAGCAACCCACCAACUGGAAUGAGUACGACGGCACUCACCGCGGAUCCUUUGGCUCCAACACCACGAGCAUCCAGUGGAUCGACGAUGACGAUCGGCCGCCGCGCGCCGAGAGCAGCGGCUUUGCGCACCAGCUGCGCGGGAGAAGGUCCUCCAUGUCGAUGCGCUUCAACUCAAUCCGCCACGCCGGCGGCGUGAACAGCAUCGACAAUUUCGCCCGCUCGUGGCAGCGCGCCGCCGGGUUCUACGAGGUCCAGCCCAUAGAGGGGCGUGCAUUCCGCUUCUCUGAGGGCGAGGGCGUUGACGAGAGGCACGACGAUAUCGAGUCCACUCCCGGCGAGCGGCGAUCGCUCCUGCACGAAGCUUUCGUGACCGAAGGCCGCAGAUCGUCUGACAAUGCCGUCGCCACUGACGAGGAUCCCGACGGCCAUGACGACCACCUGCACGCACCGAGAAGCGGUUCUUUCCGCGACCAGAGCAUCUUUUCUAUUGAGCCUUCUCUGUCCUCGCCCUUCGGCAGCAGCUAUGGCACACGCUAUGGCAGUUUUCGUGGAACUAACGACGCCGCCAUCCGCCAAGCAGCGAGGCUCUUCCACGAGCAGCAAUUGAAGGGCACCACUCAGCCAGACCAGGACCGCGAGCCGCUGCUCGUGAAGCAAGUCGAGGAGGACGGCCAUGUCAUCAACGUCGUCGUCGGCCAGUCCACGCUCCCGCAAACAGUCUUCAACUCCGUCAACGUGCUCAUCGGGAUCGGCUUGCUGAGUUUGCCCCUGGCGUUGAAGUACACUGGCUGGGUCAUUGGCCUUUCGUUUUUCUUUUUCUCCGCCAUCGCAACCCAAUACACUGCCAAACUUUUGGCAAAGUGUCUUGACCGUGACAACUCCCUCAUAACCUUUGCCGACCUUGCUUACGUUUCGUUUGGCCACCGUGCGCGCGUUGCUGUCAGCAUCCUGUUCACUCUCGAGCUGCUGGCAGCUUGCGUGGCCCUUGUUGUCCUUUUUGCGGAUAGUCUGGAUGCUCUAGUUCCUGGUCUCGGUAAUUUGGGCUGGAAGAUUGUUUGCGGUAUUAUUUUGAUACCCCUGGGUUUCCUCCCCCUUCGCCUACUCAGUUUCACGAGUGUCCUCGGCAUCCUUUGCUGUCUGGGCAUUGUCCUUACCGUCUUCAUCGAUGGAGCGAUCAAACCCCACCAGCCUGGAUCCCUUCAAGAGCCGGCCACGACGUACCUAUUCCCCGAACACUGGGCUACUGUUCCACUCGGUUUCGGCCUUCUGAUGUCACCUUGGGGCGGUCACAGUGUCUUUCCCAACAUCUACAGGGAUAUGCGCCAUCCUUACAAGUACUCCAAGGCCGUCAACGUCACAUAUUCCUUCACUUUCCUCCUGGAUUUGAGCAUGGCCGUGAUCGGUCUCCUCAUGUUUGGAGAUGGUGUGCGGGAUGAGAUUACGUCCAACGUUCUGCUCACGGAUGGCUACCCACGUUCGCUGUCUAUCCUGAUCAUCGUCUGCAUUGCUAUCAUUCCUUUAACCAAGGUCCCGCUAAAUGCCCGCCCCAUAAUCAGCACCGUCGAAUUAUUCUUUGGUCUCGAUGCACGCACCCUUGCCGUCUCGCCAACCCUCCACGGGUCAUCCGGUCUCAGCAGGGGCAUUCUCAAGAUCACCAUCCGCAUCGUUACAACCGCUGUCUUCGUCAUCAUUGCCAUAAUCUUCCCGUCGUUCGACCGCAUCAUGACUCUCCUCGGCGCAGUUGCCUGCUUCUCCGUGUGCCUCAUCCUACCUCUGGCCUUCCACCUUAAAAUCUUCGGCAAGGAGAUUGGACGAUUUGAGCGCUGGGGCAACUGGGCACUCAUUAUCCUCAGCACUAUCAUGGCCAUAAUUAGUACGGUGUUUGCCUGUUUGCCCAAGGACUUGAUAGUCUCGACAUGA
Molecule: messenger RNA, 1935 nt
Organism: Diplodia corticola
Lineage: Eukaryota; Fungi; Ascomycota; Dothideomycetes; Botryosphaeriales; Botryosphaeriaceae
Product: transmembrane amino acid transporter
Exons: 5
Coding region: 1-1935 (644 amino acids)
Biological process (GO): amino acid transmembrane transport
Cellular component (GO): vacuolar membrane
Molecular function (GO): amino acid transmembrane transporter activity
Source: RefSeq, a predicted model, not a curated record